AUGACCCUCGUCGCCCGUGUCUACAUCGUUCGCCACGGCGAGACGGACGACAACCGGGCGGGCAUCAUCCAGGGCCACCUCGACACGCCGCUGAACGCGGCGGGCGUCCGCCAGGCGUGCCUCGCCGCGGACGCGCUCGCGGACGUCCCCUUCGACGCCGCGUACACGAGCGACCUCUCUCGCGCGCGCAAGACGGCAGAGAUCAUUAUGGAGGCACACCCUGGCGUGCUGCUGGAGACAUCGGAGGCACUCCGCGAGCGGUUCAUGGGCGACUGGCAAGGCCGGGAUAUGCACGCACGGGGCGACCCGCCCGCGAACCUCGAGCCCGUCGCGCACCUCUCCACACGCGCCGUGCAGUGGUGGAACACCACCGUCGCGCGCCUCGCACAGCGUAAGGCCGCCGAGCUCGCGUCUGCGGGGGACGCGUCUACGUUCGCGCCGGCACACGUGCUGGUCGUUGCGCACGGCGGACUCAUCGGGACGCUGGUGACGACGCUGACGGGGAGCAGGAAGGUGCGCGCGGCGCAGGGCGUGGUGGUGGGCCGGUGCUUCAACGCGUCGAUCUCGGUCGUGGAUGUCGAGGAGGAUGGAAGGGGCGUGUUGGUGAGCUAUGCGGAUACGACGCAUUUGGAUGUGGAUUUGGUGCAGGAGAAUGCGGAUUUGUUGCCGUGA
Molecule: messenger RNA, 672 nt
Organism: Trametes versicolor FP-101664 SS1
Lineage: Eukaryota; Fungi; Basidiomycota; Agaricomycetes; Polyporales; Polyporaceae
Product: phosphoglycerate mutase-like protein
Exons: 3
Coding region: 1-672 (223 amino acids)
Biological process (GO): negative regulation of glycolytic process; regulation of pentose-phosphate shunt; positive regulation of DNA repair
Cellular component (GO): cytosol
Molecular function (GO): fructose-2,6-bisphosphate 2-phosphatase activity
Source: RefSeq, a predicted model, not a curated record